CCCGCCCGCCCGCCGUCCCGCGAUGGCGGCGAAGGAGUGCCGGCGGCUGGACGCGGCGCUGGCGCGGCAGGUGCUGGCCGAGGCCGAGGCGGUGCUCUUCGACUGCGACGGCGUGCUGUGGCGCGGCGAGGCGGCGCUGCCCGGCGCGGCGGAGGCGCUGCGGCGGCUGGAGGCGCGCGGCGCGAAGCGGCUCUGCUACGUGACCAACAACUCCUCGCGGACGCGCCAGGCCUACACGGAGAAGCUGCGGCGGCUGGGCUUCCCGCCGGCGCUGCCGGGCCAGGUCUUCGGCUCCGCCUACUGCGCCGCGCGCCACCUGAGCCGCGCGCUCCCGCCCGGCGGCGCCGCCUACGUGCUGGGCGGGCCGGCGCUGAGCGCGGAGCUGGAGGCGCUGGGCGUGGCGCACCUGGGCGUCGGCCCCGCCCCCGAGCCCGGCUCCGCCCACUUCGGCGCGCGCGCCCCGCUCGACCCCGCCGUGCGCGCCGUGGUGGUGGGCUUCGACGAGCACUUCAGCUACGGCAAGCUCUGCCUGGCGCUGCGCUACCUGCUGCGCGGGGACCGCGACGGCCGGGGCUGCCUCCUGGUGGGCACCAACCGCGACAACCGCCUCCCGCUCGAGGGCGGCAGCGCCGUGCCCGGGACUGGCUGCCUUGUCAAAGCAGUGGAGACUGCCGCAGAGCGCGAAGCAUUCAUUGUUGGCAAGCCCAGCCGCUUCAUGUUUGAGUGUGUGGCCAGCGAGUUUAAGAUUAACCCUGCUCACACCAUCAUGGUCGGUGACCGCCUGGACACAGACAUCCUCAUGGGCAACAACUGCGGCCUGACAACCCUCCUCACUCUCACCGGGGUCACUACACUGGAUGAGGUUAAAAGCCACCUAAGCAGUGACUGUCCUGAGCGCAAAAGUCUAGUCCCCGAUUACUAUGUUGAUAGCAUAGCUGACCUCCUCCCUGCUCUCACAGACUGAGAAACGGGAAUGUUCCCGCUCUUAAAAGGCAUUUCUUCACCCCAUGCCAGCCUUGGUCUCUUCAGGCUGGAAAUAUUUCCUCAGUUCCUGCAGUGCACACAAUUGCUGCUUGCAAAAGUAAAAUGAUUUUAGUGUGUAACUUUCCAAUUGAGUUCUCUGUUUACAAAUUCCUCUUAAAAAUGCACUUUGAAGGGGAGAGGGAGAAGUAUGUGUCUACCAGCUUUCAGAUGCUAUAAAGCAUCAGCUGUGUCCUAGAAUGUCUGCUGUUCAGGUAUCAGGGUGGGGUCUUGCUCAGCGGAGUUGAAGAGGACUGAGCAGGCCUCUGUUUAAACCUUGCACUAUGGUGUUUUGUGAUGCAAUCUUCAGAGAUUCAGGGAAUUGAGCAGUUUAAGGGCAGCUGCUCUUGUGUCUCAGACUUGAUUUUAAGAUUGGUUUUUAUGAGCACUGAAGUCUUAGAGAGCCUGGUUCAGAUGCAAUUUCAAGGGAAUGGAAAUCACUGUGUAUCCAUUGGUAAUGUUUUUGCUCCUUCUCACUUGCGUUUGCACUGCUUUAUGUGCAAAACAAGAAUUAUACCUUCACUCUUCAUAUGUACCUCUGGGAUGUUACACAAAGAACUUCUGAUUCUGAUACCGAUUUUAAAAGUGAAUUGUGUAUUGAAAAUUGGUUUUGUUGGUCAAGAAGCGUGUAACAAAAGGCCAUCAAUCAGAAAUGCACACAAUUCACCAGAUUGAAUCAUGCUUGAAUUACUUGAUUAAUGUCAGGAUAGACUGCUGAGCUCAUUUGUGGUGGGAACUCUUCAUGGCAACAGUGAACUUGCUAGCAUUUUGUUCUUCAGUGGGAUUCCUGUGUCAUAAAUAGAAUGCAGGUGGGGUUUUUUUUUUCCUGAAGCCAUUUUGGAGUCAAUGUUGAUGAAGCAGCUACAUUAACAUAUUUAGUGCUUCCUGUUGGAGUCUUGUGAGUUGAUGGUAGGACAUAAGAAAAAUCCUUUGCAGGUCUAUCUUGGCACUUGCUGAGAACAGGUGUACAAGCCAUUUUGCCAUGCCGGUCUGCAGUAAACGUGAUCGCACUUUUCAUGUGCUCAGGUAGUUUUCCUUACGCAGAAUUAGUUGCCAGGUCGUCUGUCAUCUUUAAAAAUUUAAGUAUGUAGACAUAAAGAGUUUUUUAAAAACCUUUUGGGAACCAGGGAAAGGUAUUUCUUUUUUUGUUUCAAAUAUAUUUCAACGAGUUGUCAUGCGUGGGCAGCAUUUUCAGUAUUGAAGGUGCUUGAAAUUUCUCACUUUUUCAUACAGCAAUAAUUGUGUUGUCUACAGUGGAAGACAUUCUAUGAUUAUAAAUUACGUUAAUCUCUCAACCUCUUUUGAAGCGCUAAAAGGUAGAUUGUUACAAAUUUUUUCUUGUAAUGUCUCCAAAAAGAAUUUUUCUCUUUUCUCUUUUAGGUUUAUCAGCUUCUCAUUUGUAAGUCUAAAGAUUUUUUGAUCAUGUAAUUUUUCCACUUUUGAUUAUGUAAACUGUUUAUUUCUGUUUGAACCAACUUAAAAAGAAUGGAUCUCUUUUGGGGGGAUUUGUGCUUAUGCAGUUCCAGAGAGAUUCAGGAAUGUGUCAAAUCUGUAUUAAAUGCUUAGAUCCUCAGAGCAGUUGCUCAAGUGUGCUUGCCACGAAGUGGAACCUGCCACCUGUUUUCAAUGUAUCUGCCUUUCUUACAAAGCUGCACUGUAAAAAUACCAAGCAGACCCUGUAAAACUGUUACAUAACUUCAGUCCUGUCUUUGAAUCACAUUAAACUUAAGUCUUGCUUCU
Molecule: messenger RNA, 2760 nt
Organism: Candoia aspera
Lineage: Eukaryota; Metazoa; Chordata; Lepidosauria; Squamata; Candoiidae
Gene: PGP
Product: phosphoglycolate phosphatase
Exons: 2
Coding region: 23-964 (313 amino acids)
Molecular function (GO): sn-glycerol 3-phosphatase activity
Source: RefSeq, a predicted model, not a curated record